AAGCAGUCAGUGGCGAGGCAAAGUGAAUGGUGGCAACUAGCGACAGAGGGAGUGUGAGGGAGGGACGCUGAGGGCUGAAUCUGUCUCUCUGCCUCCCUCUCACCAGUCUGCCGCUGCGCCUUGAGUUAAGAACACGCGCCUCGAUUCUCUCCAGCUAGCAUACAGAAACACACUGGAAAGCCCGGCUGAUCGUCUUUGUGGCCUUUGAAAACAGUCGUAGUGAGAGAGCAAAACUUUUCAACAUACGGGGUUCACAUACUGCAGCGAUAGGUGGCCACAUGCGCCAUUAUGCACCGUUCGAACACCAUAGCCGCCAUGUUGUGUUUACUUUCCACUGCCAGCUGAGUACUCCACAACACAGCCACACUCGACCCUGGAUCUCACGCCCUCACGCCUUCACGCCCUUCUCUGCUGCCUCGUGGUGGACAGUGCUGUUGGCAAGACGACACACCACACAGGAUACACCAAAAUGCAGGACCUCUCAACAAACAUAGCCACUCUCACUCACUCACUCACAUAAUGCCAAAACAGAAAGACAAGAAAGCAUGAUCUCCUCCUUUCCCAUCACAAAAGUGCAGGACAUUUCGACAAACAGCGACAUUCACUCACACAUAAUUUCAAUACAAAAGACAAGACAGCAUGACCUUCUCCUCUCCCAUCAUACGAGACACUAACUUCCCUCCCUCCCUUUCCUCCAGAUGGAUGACCACACUCAGGAGGAUUUCACAGGAAACAAUGCGGCAAUGAACAACUUCGCUUUGCCUCCCGGUGUCAACAUAGAUGAUGACAUCGUCAAUAUAUAUGUAAACCCUCAGUACUACAGACACCAAGACCACACAUCCACAAACCAGCUGUUCCCUGAAGACUUCGCGGCGUCCUUCACCGAGCUAGAGCCCCAGUAUGGAGGAAGCAGUGUUGGUAGUGGUACUGGUGGCAGUUCAGCAAGGAGACGAAGAACACGCAGGGUCCCCUCAGAAGAUCACGAACAGAAUUAUUCACAGCAGCGGUUGUAUCCUGGACACACAAGCUUAAUGCACCACGACCACCACCACCACCACCACCACCAACAACAACAACAACAGUACGAGGAGGAGCAACACCCAAGAUUACGCUCGCCUUUCCACGCCCAUAGUGACGAAAGUUCCCUCCCUCCCACCUCCCCCCACACCCAUGAUUCCCCCACAGCCCCAGGCCCACACCACCCCAAUGCCCACGGACAUCAGAGGCAUGGGCGUGACCGGGGCGCUCCUCGCUCACACUAUCCUCGAGAUUGUGACUUCAGCGACGAGAUAUGUUUUAGGAAUUUGCAAAAGUGAUUAUCUCUCUCUCUCUCUCUCUCUCUCUCUCUCUCUCUCUCUCUCUCUCACAGUGAUGGGAUGGUGUCUUUUCUCGACCAUAGUGAGGCGUGAGCAACCUCUACUUCCUUCUCUCUCUCUCUCUCUCUCUCUCUCUCUCUCUCUCUCUCUCUCUCUCUCUCUCUCUCAUGAAAAAAACAUAAAAAUGAAAGAAAAACAUAUUUUAUCUUUAAGUACUAAAUCUCUAUGGGGAAUUAAUUCAAAGGAAGAGUUAAGACGUUUUUUCUUGACAAAUUAAGUGAUUCCAAUAGAGUUUGAAAUCUAUCUCAGCUCCCCCUCACGUUAAGGAACAGAAAACGGAGCAACAUAGAAAUACAAAUACAAAUAUACAUAGAAAUACUAAUUACUGUUCCAUUUUUCGGUGCAAAGGUAAAGGUAGGUGUGUGUGUGUGUGUGUGUGUGUGUGUGUGUGUGUGUGUGUGUGUGUGUGUGUGUGUGUGUGUUUCACGUCCAUUAUUUUCCAUUUUUCCCUUUUAUUCCCAUUUUUUCAUCUUUAUCUUUUAUUGCUGUUUCUUCACGUCAUCUGUCUUUCCUCCCUUUCUCUACCUUCCUUUCACUAUCAUAAUCCUUCUCUACGCAGACACACACACGCACGAAUCUUUAUCUCUCACCAAAAAGACCACCAGCCAACUAACUUCACAGAUAAGCCUUAAGAAUUGCAACAUACCGUCCUAUUUCCACGCUCACUUGCUCAUGGAUUACACAUUUGCACGGAAGAGUAAACAAAUGACCAGAAUGAACGACAUGUUGGAAUAUGCAAGAGUGAAUUGUUGAUGGGAGGCGAGGGAAGGUGUUACACAGGGACCCUAUCAGUGAAUUAUUCAAGUGCCUUAAGUUGCCUUCUUUUUAUGAGAUAGUGUAAGUUACUAAGGGUUUGUUAGUGAGUAUAGUUACGAUUCCAGUGAGCCAAAGGAUAGGUAGACUAAAGAAGCUGCAUAUUUCCAUUUAUAAUUCACAUUGGCUGUGUUUCUCUAUACUAACCACUUCAGUACUGGGACACAUUUUUACCUUGAGAUUUGUGUACGAUUAGACCAUUUUAUUGACAUUAGGGAAGGUCUCUGGAGGUCAGAAGAUUAAUGGCCACAGUUUUCGCUAUUUUAACACCCCACAUAUGUUUCUAAAGCUGUAUAGAAUCACCAAAAAGCUGUAUAGAAUCACCAAAAGUCAAAAGAAUUAGUAUGAAAAACGCGUCAUGGUACUGAAGAGGUUGAAUAAAUACUCUCAAAAAAUGUGACAAAAUAUCUCAGUGGCGUUUGGAAAUAUCUGUUUUUUGAGUCUUCCUUUAUCAGGAAAGUACAAGCAGUGAUGCUGUGAUAGGCUAUUGGUGUGUUUGCUAUUGUGGUGCUGCUACUGUGGCUGUGACUCCUGUGAAAGCCGUUACUGUGGCUGUGUCGUCUGUUUGUGUGCUAAAAGUCGUAAUGAUGCAUUGGGUAAAUGAGGAUCCAAUUAAUCUUCCCUUAAUUGGGUUCCCGGUUACCUGUAAUACGGUUUGGGUUUGGACAUUGCUGAGAUUAUUAUUAUUAUUAUUAUUAUUAUUAUUAUUAUUAUUAUUAUUAUUAUUAUUAUUAUUAUUAUUAUUAUUAUUAUUAUUAUUAUCAUUAUUAUCAUUAUCACUUUAUUUUAUUUUACUUAUGUCUAUCUAUUUAUCUAUUUUCAAGUGGUUAUCAAAUCAAGCAUUGGUAUUUCAAUUAAUUUGUCUUUUAAAGAACUAUUAAAUGUAACACUGCCUUUUGAUGAUGCAGUCUAAUAAGUUUUUAAUCAAGUGUCAUUAAAUUAACUCUUUUUAUUCCGAGCAGUGAAUGUUUACUAAGAAAGUUGUAUAUUUCAAGACAUUUCCAACAGUAUUAUUCAUAUUUUUUUGCUCAUACUAUUUGCUCAUACUCUAAAAACCUGACAAUUGUUGCUCCCUUAAGUGUUCACAAGUUGGCUAUUCUUUCUAUGGAUUGUUUUCUAUGGCCUGACUUUUCUGUCUGUGGAUUUUUAGUCAAAUGGUUAAGUCUCGAGUCGACUGAAGCAACCUAAAUAUUGUAGCACAGAAAGGAUUCGAGUCGUGGGUUGCAAAAUGUAUCAAUCGUUUCCAAAUGUUUCGUAGACCCUUCAAUGCUGGGACACAUUUUUACCUUCAGAUUUGUGUACGAUUAGAACAGUUUAUUUAUAUUAGGACGGGUCUAUGGGGGUCAGAAGAUUAAUGGCCACAGUGUUCGCUAUUUUAGUCCCCACAUGAGUUUCUAAAGCUAUAUAAAAUCACCAAAUAGUAUGCAGAAUCAAUAUGGAAAUGCGUCAUGGUACUGAAGGAGUUAAGCUAAGUUUAGUCAUGCAUACGUACAAGUACACGUGACAGGCAUUUCUUUAAGUAUUCUAAGUCAUGAAAACCAUUAAAAUAUUGUUCUAGUAUUUGUAAAGCAUUCUAAAUGUCUUAAUGUACUUAGAACAAAAAAAUAGUUAUAGUAUGUUUUCUUUUUAUUGUAUAUCAAAGGAUUCUCUUUUAUAUUUUCUAAUACAGUAAGUACCAAAAAUUAUAAGAUAUUUUUAUGGUUUAUCAAAUUAUUCUCAAUGUUUCAAUACAGUGAUUUAAAAAAUAUAGGAUAUUUCUUCCGGCAAAUUAAAGUAUUACAAGUCUUUCUUUCAGUACAGUGAAGUAGAGAGGAUAAAGAAAAGCUACGGUAUUUUUUAAGCAUUUUCCUUCUGUCUGUACAAUGUAGUAAUGAUAAAUAGACCGUUAUAUAUUUUCGUUAACAAUAUCUUUAAAGUAUUCUCAAAUAUUUCAAUGCAAUGUACGUAACUAAAAAUUUACUCCAUGUUUUUUGUACUGUUUGUAAAAGGAGAGAUUAUGAUAGAGUAACAAUGAGUACUAGAAUAUUUUACUUAAGACAACUAAGUGUUAAGCAGAAGAUAACUCUAAUGACAUGAAAUUGCAUAUCUAGUUUCAGUAACAACUAGGAACUGGGAAUUUGAGUUCAGAUUUAGAAGUUAAUGUGUUCUAUGCCUAAAAAAAUAUAACUUCUAAAUAUGUUAUCACUUCAGGUAUAUUGUACUGUUAAUUAAUUGUACUCUGCUUUCCAUCCACAAUAAGGAAUCUAAGAGUGUUCGAUUCCCUGUACAACUGGCGGCAAAAUUUCCUUCUGUUGGCUUGUUUUUAUCUCAUGGUGUUCAUUUUGUGUUGAACUAAUCCAUUUGUGUAUUGACUUUCGAUCAAUAAAAUCCAAAAUUAU
Portunus trituberculatus (swimming crab) is the source of this 4567-nucleotide messenger RNA. Its product is annotated as forkhead box protein B2-like. Bases 699 to 1316 code for a protein of 205 amino acids. NCBI's taxonomy places the organism in Eukaryota, Metazoa, Arthropoda, Malacostraca, Decapoda, Portunidae. The record is from RefSeq and is a predicted model, not a curated record. The transcript has 5 exons.